This is a messenger RNA of Carassius auratus (goldfish), 459 nucleotides long. RefSeq names its product C-C motif chemokine 22-like. Gene Ontology annotation, biological process: immune response. NCBI's taxonomy places the organism in Eukaryota, Metazoa, Chordata, Actinopteri, Cypriniformes, Cyprinidae. The record is from RefSeq and is a predicted model, not a curated record. Gene Ontology annotation, cellular component: extracellular region. Gene Ontology annotation, molecular function: chemokine activity. The transcript is spliced from 3 exons. Bases 1 to 318 code for a protein of 105 amino acids.
AUGAGAAGCCUAAAGUGUUUGCUGUUCGUGAUCUUCUGCUCUCUGCAGAUGACUUCAAGCGCUAACCUGGCAAAUGAAGUGGCAAACUCAGAGUGUUGUGGAGAGUUCAGUAAUGUGAAGGUUCCUGUGAAACUGGUGACGUCUUACUAUUGGACCAGCAGCAUCUGUCCCAUACGCGCUAUUGUGCUUCAGACAAUUGCGGGGAGAAAGUUCUGCAUUGAUCCAGAGACCCCCUGGGUGAAGAGUCAUAUUGAAACAGUGGACAAAAGAACAACAACUACAGAAUCCAAUGCUACAAAAACAUCUGCUAAAGAAUAAACUUCUGCUGCAUUGACAACUGUUACUACAGCAAAGACUCAGAGCCUUACAGUCUAAAAGAAGCUACACUGUUUCUAUUUGAUCUCUGCAUAUCAUACUGUAUGUACAAUCAUAUUUCUGAUGUGUAUAUGAAUAUAUAUU